Brassicogethes aeneus is the source of this 1467-nucleotide messenger RNA. The record is from the annotation of a GenBank genome assembly. Lineage: Eukaryota; Metazoa; Arthropoda; Insecta; Coleoptera; Nitidulidae.
UUUUUAAUAUUUAGAUUGAUAAACAUAACCUCAAAUGUUGAUAAGUAAAUAAUAGCAAUUAUUUAGUAUAAAAUGGAGACUUUCAGCGUGAAUACUAUGGGAACAACAAGCUGCUACACAAAUACGAGUGAAGUAGUGGAUUUGGAUUCGAUUUUUAUAUCUGUAUUGAACAAAAAAACGGUUUCAAUUACUGUUGGAACAGCACAUAAGAUUGUCUCUUCACUAUGUAACAUACCGCUUACAUACGACGCAAAAUUAAGAAGCGUAAUACCGCACAUGCUGGUGCACCACACGAAAAUUUGGCCCGGAUGGCAGAAAGCCUCCAAAUACCAAUCAGGACAGUUGACAUACGAGAAGUAUUUUCGCUCUUUUAAAAGCUAUUUGACAUAUAAAUUGGUGUAUUUGGCCAAAAACGAUUUCAAGAUCGCUUUAAGUCAGCAUUACAGCGAAAAUUUGGCGAAAGUGGAAAAUAAAGGUGGGGUUAAAGUCGAUUCUGAAACUCAGACCGAAAUUACAGAUAAAGAAUUUGCCCCCUUUUCUCUUGUAAUAAGCACCAGUGCUUACAAUGUUAACACUAUUAUCUUCACAGAGGGGCCAAAUGAGAAUAUAAUGUUGAAAUACCAUCUGCAGCCCAACUGGCCUUUAAUAAACAUGGCCAUGCUUUUAAACUGGCCGAACAUAAACGUAAAAUUCACCGGGUACGAAAUGGUGGUGAUUAGAAAGAAUGUGCACGACAUCUCGCGGUACUUAUCGGAACCGAAUUUCCCAUCAAAACCGGAACAGGUGGAAUUUAUCCAGGAAGUGAAUGCCAUAGACAACAAUAAGCAUAGAAAAUCGUAUUCGUUGAAUCUGAUGAAAGCCUACAUGGAAAAAUAUCUUGAGAAUUUUGAGGGAUACAUCAAAGGUCACGGAGAACCGAAACAUUUGAGGACUCAAAUAGAGGAAACCAAGGCUUUUUUUCAGCAGUUUAUUCUGGAUAUUCAGGAUAUUAAUAUAAACAAUUCCAUGGGGGCUAACAGUUAUGUUGUGUUUAAUAUAGGAGGAAAUACGUAUACCAGGAACAAGAAAGUUAGAAAUCAGCCCACGCUGUGUUUAUUCGAAACGAUGACGCCAAAAGUGGAAACCUCCCUGGUGGGGUUCUACGGCGUCAAAGUGAACCCAAAGGGGCACGUUUCCUUCAGGACGAUGAACCCCAAAAAGUUUCAGCCUCCGACUAUCGAGUACACUUGCACCUAUUGUCACGUUCGGUUUUUGAACACAAAAUCCACAAUAGACCAUUUGUACACGAGGCAUUCCGCGGAACCGGCUGUGAUAUGCACCAAGUGCAAAAAACAGUUCGAACUCCCGGAUUUGGCGCAAAAUAGGUACGCGCAUUCGUGCACGACUUAAUAUAAUAAAUAGGGUUUAAUGAAUUGGAGUUUUAGUGCUUUUCUCCAUUUGUACAUAUUUAACUAAGGUACAAAAUUG